This is a messenger RNA of Cajanus cajan (pigeon pea), 4287 nucleotides long. Lineage: Eukaryota; Viridiplantae; Streptophyta; Magnoliopsida; Fabales; Fabaceae. The record is from RefSeq and is a predicted model, not a curated record.
GUUCAGAUCAGAUCUACUUUUUUGCUAAAUAAGAGAAGAAAUGGCCCUUGCUAUGGUGGUGGGAGAGGCUCUUAUCUCUGCUUCUGUGGAGAUCUUGCUGGAUAGAAUUACUUCUCCAGAGUUUCGAGAUUACUUUGCCAACAGAAAGUUCAAUGUUUCUCUCUUGGAUGAGCUGCAGAUAAAGUUGUUUUCACUCAAUGCUGUGCUGAAUGAUGCUGAGGAAAAACAGAUCACUGAUCUUGCAGUGAGGGCAUGGCUUGAUAAGCUGAAAGAUGCUGUCUUAGAUGCGGAGGACUUGUUGGAUGAAAUCAACACAGAUUCUUUGAGGUGCAAGGUGGAGGGAGAAUCUAAAACCUUCACUACCCAGGUCAGAUCAUUCCUUUCUUCUCCCUUUAAUCAAUUUUAUCGGAGCAUCAAUUCCAAUCUUGAAGCAAUAUCUACAAGGCUAGAACAUUUUGUGAAACAUAAAGAUAUUCUUGGUUUGCAAAGUGUUUCUAGGAGAGUAUCUUCCAGAACAGUUACAGAUUCAUUGGUUGAAUCAGUUGUUGUUGCAAGGGAGGAUGACAAAGAGAAGCUACUGAGAAUGCUUCUAUCUGAUGAAGAUGGGAAGAACAAUCAUAUAGAAGUGCUGACAAUAUUGGGCAUGGGUGGUCUUGGAAAAACAACCCUAGCUCAAUGUCUUUAUAAUGAUAAUGCAGUGCAGAAACAUUUUGAUUUGACAACUUGGGCAUGGGUAUCUGAUGAUUUUGAUGUGUUUAGAGUUACGAAGACUAUUGUUGAAUCUGUCACUUCUAAAAAGUUUGAUAAUACUAAUUUAGAUGCACUUCGGGUUGAAUUGAAGAACAACUUAACUGAUAAAAAAUUCUUGCUUGUGCUGGAUGACCUUUGGAAUGAAAAAUACAAUGACUGGAAUCAUUUAAUAGCACCUUUUACCAGUGGAAAGAAGGGAAGUAAGAUCAUUGUGACAACCCGACAACAUAGAGUUGCACAAAUAACACACACAUUUCCCAUAUGUGAGCUGAAUCGUCUAACAGAUGAAAAUUGUUGGUGCAUACUUGCAAAACAUGCAUUUGGAAAUGAAGGAUUCAACAAAUAUCCAAUGCUAGAAGAAAUUGGUAGAAGAAUUGCAAGAAAAUGCGAUGGCCUACCACUAGCAGCUAAAACAUUGGGAGGUCUUUUGAGAUCAGUUGUUGAUGUAGAGGAAUGGAAUAGAAUUCUGAACAGCAACUUAUGGGCACAUGACGAUGUUACACCUGCUUUACGCAUAAGUUAUCUUCAUCUUCCGGCACAUUUGAAAAGAUGUUUUGCUUAUUGCUCAAUUUUUCCCAAACAACAUUUGUUGGAUAGGAAGGAAUUGAUUUUGUUAUGGAUGGCUGAAGGCUUUCUUCAACAAAUCCAUGGAGAGAAAUCAUUGGAAUCAGUAGGUGAUGAAUGCUUUAAUGAAUUAUUAUCAAGAUCUUUAAUUGAAAAAGACAAAGCUAAAGUAGAGGAAAAGUUUCGAAUGCAUGAUCUCAUCUAUGAUUUAGCUAGACUAGUAUCGGGAAAAAGUUCUUACAACUUUGAUGGUAAUGAAAUUCCAAGAACUGCUCGUCAUUUAGCAUUUCCUGUGAAAAUAUUUGAUGUCUCUAAAAGAUUUGAGGGCUUGUAUGAUCUAAAGUUUGUGCGCACUUUUCUACCACAGUCCCCUUAUCCAUUUGGUGAUUUUUACUUAACCAAAAGGGUGUCACAUGGUUGGUUGCCAAAACUAAGAUGUUUGCGAACACUAUCAUUGUCAGAAUACAAAAAUAUCACUGAGUUGCCUGAUUCGAUUGGAAAUUUGGUGCUUUUACGGUAUCUUGACCUUUCCUCUACUCCCAUCAAAAAAUUGCCCGAUGCAACCUUUACACUUUACAAUUUGCAAACUCUGAAAUUAGCAAAUUGUAAAUUUCUUAUCCAGCUUCCAAGACAGAUAGAAAAUUUGAUCAAUCUACGUCACCUAGAUAUUAGGGACACAAAUUUGAAUGAGUUACUAACACAAAUAUGCAAACUACAGGAUCUUCGUACAUUGACUUCCUUUGUUGUAGGAAGAAAAGAUGGAUUAAGCAUCAAAGAAUUACGAAAAUUUAUUUUUCUACAAGUUAACCUUUCCAUUUUGAAGCUACAAAAUGUUGUUGAUCCCAUGGAUGCAUUUCAAGCCAACAUGAAGAAAAAAAAGCAGAUUGAGGAGCUUACGCUGGAGUGGGGAAGAGAUCCACAAGAUUCACAAAUUGAGAAAGAUGUACUUGAGAACCUGCAACCAUCAACAAAUCUAAAGAAACUCACCAUCAGAUACUAUAGUGGCACAAGCUUUCCGAAAUGGUUAAGUGAGUCUUCGUAUUCUAAUGUUAUAGUCCUUCGUAUCAGUAACUGCAACUAUUGCUUGUCACUUCCACCAUUUGGACAAUUACCUUCUCUUAAGGAGCUUGUGAUUCAAAGGAUGAAAAUGGUGAAGACAGUUGAUGAAGAAUUCUAUAGCAACAAUGAAAGAUCCUCUUUAUUUCAGCCAUUUCCAAUGUUGGAGAGUCUCCGGUUUGAAAAGAUGUUAGAAUGGGAGGAGUGGCUACCAUUUAAAGGUGAAAAUAGCGAAUUUUGUUUUCCUUUGCUGAAGCAUUUGAGUUUAUCCCAAUGUCCGAAGUUGAGAGGAAACUUGCCCAACCAUCUGCCUUCAUUAAAAGAGGUUAGUAUCUCAAAAUGCAACCAAUUAGAGGCAAAAUCAUGUGAUCUACACUGGAACACAUCAAUUGAAUCUUUAUCAAUUAGUGAAGGGGGAAAAGGCUUGUUGUCUCUUCUUGACGAAUUUUCGUAUGAGAAGCUAAAUAUUUUCAAAUGGGAUAGCUUGUCGUGUUUGCCAAGAAUGAUACUAGGUGCCAAUUGUCUUCAAAGGCUGACUCUUAACAAUAUCCCCUCUUUGAUUUCCUUCCCAAAUGAUGGUUUGCCCACGUCAUUGAAAUCACUUGAGAUUAGAUAUUGUGAGAACUUAGAAUUUUUAUCUCAUGAAACGUGGCACAAAUACACAUCACUUGAAUCUCUGAGAAUUUCACAUAGUUGUCAUUCUCUUACGUUCAUUACAUUAGAUUGUUUCCCUGCUCUUGAAACUCUAUGUAUCUACUCGUGUCCCAACUUGGAAGCAAUUACUACUCAAGGUGGAGGGCCUGCUCCCAAAUUAAUAAAUUUUUGGGUCCAUGAUUGUGAGAAACUUAGGUCACUUCCAGAACUGAUUGAUCUCCCUUCCCUUAAAUACUUAAGUCUCUCUAAGCUUGCAGUGGUAGCAUCAUUGGGUGCAAGGUGUUUGCCUUCAAGUUUACAAUCACUGACGGUUGGUGUUGGAAUGUUAUCAUGUAUGUCUAAAGAUGAGCUAGGUUUCCUAUUCCAACGCCCCACUUCUCUGUCUGAGCUUUGUAUUAAGGGUGGUGGGGAGGCAGAUGUUGUUAACAUCAUGCUGAAGGAGCCGUUACUGCCCACUUCUCUUCAAGGGCUGUACCUUGAGAGUCUUGAUGGUUUGGAGUGUUUGGGAAUGGAAGGAAAAGCGCUUCAACAUCUCACAUCUCUCCAGUCUCUCACCCUAUGGGGUUUAGAUGAAUUGAAGUCGUGGGAAGGGAAUGGGCUUCAACAUCUCACUUCUCUCCGAAUGCUUCGGAUUGAUGGUUGUGGAAGCCUUGAGUCUUUGCCAGAAGAUCACUUGCCAUCCUCUCUUGAAUUAUUGGAGAUAUACAGAUGUCCUUUACUAGAAGAAAGGUAUCAAAAUCAGAAAGGGAAAUAUUGGUCUAAGAUUGCCCACAUUCCUGCCAUCGAGAUAAAGGAUGAAGUGAUAAUAUGAGUGGUUGGAUGACUAGGAAUCAUCGAAAAGUUGGUAGCUGAGGUGGCAAGCUAGUAAUAUUUGUUGAUUGUGAAGGUUCGAGCUUGUUCUAUUGGUUGCAUUCUUGUAUCUAGUUCAAUCUCAUUGUCACGUUGGUUGUCUUUCAAUCAUCUUAAUCAAAUUCUACAAAUUCCCUCAUUAACAUUUGUAAUUGGUCAAACUAAAUUUGUGGUUUGUUGAUGUUAAUGUACUGUUAGUUGGUUUUCUUUCACUGAACUAUCUUUCUAAAACUUCAAUAUAUUGGAUUAGGAUUGUGAUAUUGGUGUUGAAUCAUCCAAGUUUAUUCAAAUUAGAAAUUGAAAUUUGUGUUGAAUCAUUUGAUAAUGGUUUGUUAGCAGUGUAUUCUUGUAAUAAAAUAUUGGUAUGUAAACUUUAUUCUAUUGCUCCAAGUUGAAUAUUUAUAAUUUACGAUA